Messenger RNA from Gigantopelta aegis, 4511 nucleotides. RefSeq lists its product as uncharacterized. The record is from RefSeq and is a predicted model, not a curated record. NCBI's taxonomy places the organism in Eukaryota, Metazoa, Mollusca, Gastropoda, Neomphalida, Peltospiridae. Gene Ontology annotation, cellular component: cytosol. The transcript is spliced from 6 exons. Gene Ontology annotation, molecular function: protein binding. Gene Ontology annotation, biological process: neurogenesis. Bases 217 to 3507 code for a protein of 1096 amino acids.
AAUAAAAUGAUUUGCCAUAAUGUACAAACAAUAUUAGGAUACGUUUAACUAAGAAAAUAGCUAAUCGAUCGUACAAGUUUUGGAGGAAAAUAAACUUUACUGAAGGGCAAGGUCAAUCCCGGCAGCCAUGUCAAAACAGUCGAUCAAACGGAAAUGUAUCCCAGGCUUAUUUAUGAGCCCAUGGAAUGUUUUCAGUGUGUGUAAUAGGAUGUACUAAUGGACGACAGCGAACACAAAAGCUUCUUCUUUGACAGUUCUCCGUUCCAUUCGCAUGACGACACCAAAACUGACUUCCGGUAUUUAGACACCACUCCCUCCUUUACUGAAACUCAGGCUGAAGAUCCCGAUGCAACCCAGGCACCAACAGGGUCUACUGUUCUCUCUCCUCCUGUAGCAUGGACAUCAACGUCGAGACAAGGGAUAUCAACACCGCGACAAAGGACAUCAACACCGAGACAAGAGACAUCGACAUCGAGACACGGGACAUCAACAUCGAGACCAGAGACAUCAACAUCGAGACAAGGGGCAUCAACAUCGAGACACGGGACAUCAACAUCGAGAAAAGAGACAUCAACAUCGAGACAAGGGACAUCAACACCGAGACACAUCGAAACUCCUGUUAGCGUCAACACCGGUCAACUAGUUGAUGUCAGUGAUACUGAGUCCAGUUAUGAAGACAAUUCUGAAUCUCUCAUAUCAAAGAAAUCAAGAAAACGUUCUUUUUGCAGGAUUCAGGAAGGGGGUACCCCUAUUUCAGCCACAGCUGUCCAUUCACAUUUUGACAGGAUGACAUUUCGGAAAAAGCCUCGCUUAACACUGCCAGGUUUUGUGGACAGUUGGCGGAAAGAAAAAUCUCUCAUUGAAUGUCUCGAGUAUUGUCUUGAAAAUAAAGUUCUUACUGACGUGACAUUCAAGGUGGGAAGAGAACAGAAGAACGUCCAGGCUCACAGACAGAUUGUCAGUAUCCGCAGCGGCGUGUUCGAGGCCAUGUUCUACGGACCAUUGGCAGAGCAGGAUGAGAUCGUCAUUCCGGACGUGGAACCUGACCUCUUUGAAGAAUUUCUUAAGUAUCUGUAUACAGAUGACGUAAAACUGAGCAAAGACAAUGCCAACGACUUUCUGCGCCUAUCAAAGGAUUAUGACGUCACAACCCUAGCACAGCGAUGUCUGACCUGUUUGUCUUUGGAGGAAGCCCUCCAGUACAAUGAACAUGAUCUCGAGAAAAAAGUUCUUAAUUACAUUUUGGAAAACGGAGAUACAAUGGAAAAGUCAGUAGAGGAUACCAACAUUUAUAUCUCAUCGUUUAAAGCCAGAACUACGUCUCCUUUGAUUCGUACCGAUAACACAGCCACAGACAUUCAUUCUGUUAUUCAAACGGAAGACACAGCCACAGGCAUUCGUUCUGUGAUUCAAAUGGAAGACACAGCCACAGCCAUUCGUUCUGUGAUUCAAACGGAAGACACAGCCACAGGCAUUCGUCCUGUGAUUCAAACGGAAAACACAGCCACAGGCAUUCGUCCUGUGAUUCAAACGGAAGACACAGCCACAGGCAUUCGUCCUGUGAUUCAAACGGAAGACACAGCCACAGGCAUUCGUCCUGUGAUUCAAACGGAAGACACAGCCACAGGCAUUCGUCCUGUGAUUCAAACGGAAAACUCAGCCACAGGCAUUCGUUCUGUGAUUCAAACGGAAGACACAGCCACAGGCAUUCGUCCUGUGAUUCAAACGGAAGACACAGCCACAAGCAUUCGUCCUGUGAUUCAAACGGAAGACACAGCCACAGGCAUUCAUCCUGUGUUUCAAACGGAAAACACAGCCACAGACAUUCAUAAUCUUAUUCAAAUGGACGACACAGCCAAAGGCAUUCAUCCUGUGUUUCAAACGGAAGACACAGCCACAGGCAUUCAUCCUGUGAUUCAAACGGAAAACUCAGCCACAGACAUUCAUAAUCUGAUUCAAAUGGAAGAUACAGCCACAGGCAUUCAUAAUGUGAUUAAAAUGGAAGACACAGCCACAGACAUUCAUCGUGUAAGUCAAAUGGAAGACACAGCUACAGGCAUUCGUCCUAUGAUUCAAAUAGAAGACACAGCCACAGGCAUUCAUCGUGUUAUUAAAAUGGAAGACACAGCCACAGGCAUUCGUCCUGUGAAUCAAAUGGAAAACACAACCACAAACAUUCGUCCUAUGAUUCAAAUAGAAGACACAGCCACAGGCAUUCAUCGUGUUAUUAAAAUGGAAGACACAGCCACAGGCAUUCGUCCUGUGAAUCAAAUGGAAGACACAGCCACAAGCAUUCAUCCUUUGAAUCAAAUGGAAGACACAGCCACAGACAUUCAUCGUGUUAUUAAAAUGGAAGACACAGCCACAGGCAUUCGUCCUGUGAAUCAAAUGGAAGACACAGCCACAGGCAUUCGUCCUGUGAUUCAAAUGGAAGACACAGCAGCAGACAUUCUUCGUGUUCUGCAAAUGGAAGACACAGCCACUGACAUUUAUUCUGUGCUUCAAAUAGAAGAAGAUAAAACUACUGACAUUCACCGUGUAGUUGAAUCGAAAAACAUAUUCAGUGACAUUCCUUCCUUGAUUGUAAUAGAAGACACAGACAUCCAUCCCGUGGUUGAAACAAUCUCAGACUUUGCUCCUGCCAUUCAAAUAAGAGACACAAGCACAGACAAACAUCCUGCGAUUCAAAUAAGAGACACAAGCACAGACAAACAUCCUGCGAUUCAAAUAAGAGACACAAACACAGACAAACAUCCUGCGAUUCAAAUAAGAGACACAAACACAAACAAUCAUCCCGCGAUUGAAUCGGGAAACGUAUUAAACGACAUUCCCCCUUUGAUUCCGAUAGAAAACAUAUCCAACGAGGUUCCUUCUUUGAUUGAAAUACAAGACACAAGCAGAGACAUUAACGACGUGACUCCAAAAGAAAGUACAACCACAGAUUGUCCUAAGAUUCAAAUGCAAGAUCAAUCCUCGAUAAUUCAGCCUUUGCUUCUUCAUCCCCGGAAUACCUACAAGGAACUUGUAACCAUAAGGCGCUUCGGGAGCUUUGUAGCCUCCAGUUGGCAGUGCUCUGGUCACUAUGACAACGGAAUCAUGUUCUCUGUAAACCAAGAUGCGUCGUUGCUAGGAUUCCAGUUGUACUGCGCAGAUGACGGAACGGCCCAACAGUAUGACGUCACAGCCUUCAUCACCAACCCAAUAACCGAUGACGUAAUCAAAGGCUCAGCAAUAAAAAAAACAAUCCUGGCUAAAUCGGCCGAGACUAAAACGUAUGACGUGCAAUUUCCUCGUGGUAUACAGCUGGCGGGAGAUAAAAAGUACAACCUCGUUGUGAACAUCAAGGGGCCGCUGUCAUACAGUGGGUUGUCGGGCAGGUCUAAAGUGCAGCAUGGUCCUUUCGUCUGCUCGUUCUUCAAGGCCAGGGAAUCGAAGCACAGUGAAGGACGAGACUGUUGCGCGCUUGUUAGUUCAGGCCAAAUACCGGGUUUACUGUUCUUGUUGUGAGAUCAGGGAGCGGGAAAUACAUUCAGAAAUACCCGAUACUUUUGCUGAUGAAUUUAUUAAGUUCUAUUACAAUCUGUGUAUAAUAUUCAUACACUAAUGAUGAGUUAGCGUCCAGACACAGGGAGAGACAGUAGUCGAGAGAGAGAGAGAGAGAGAGAGAGAGAGAGAGAGAGAGGGGGGGGGGGGGAGGAACGGAGUGAAAGAGAGACAGACAGGCAGAGAAAGGGUGGAGGAUGGGAGACGCACAUGAGAAUAUGAAACAGUGAAUGUUAAGGGCGUCAAGUGGAGUGGAGGUGACGGCAAACGGGACCUGUUUUGAGAGAGAGAGAGAGAGAGAGAGAGAGAGAGAGAGAGAGAGAGAGAGAGAGAGAGAGAGAGAGAGAGAGAGAGAGAGAGAGACACACACACACCCCCCCUGUAAAUACAGACCACAACCUUUAAGGGGAAAUGUGAUUAAAUUAACUGUUCUGUGUAAAAGGAGAAAUCAGUCAUCACAUUUGACCCCCCCCCCCCCCCCCCUCCAUUUCAGAAAUCCUGCAUCCACGCCUGGAGAUCGAAAGGGUAGAGAAUGAAAGGCAGACAAAGAUAGGGACAGAGCACUUGAAAAAAGUGAAUGUUUAGGGUGUCAAGUGGAGUGGAGGUGACGUGGAAUUCGUUUGGCAGGAACAGCUUCCUGUGACUGCCUUCGAUUGUCCUGAAAUUGGUUUAAAAGGUAUACGAAUAUUUUAAUUCUAAUAAACAUAUAUAGAAGAUACUCCUCGAGUGUCUUGUGAUAUCAUAAUUUAUCAGCACGAAUUGAUAAAAAUAUGAAAUCCGAGGCUUGCCGUGAAUUUGAACAUGUCUGUACUUUUAUAGUGUUGAUAAAUUAUUAUGUCACAAGACACGAAGGGGUAUUCUUUUUAUCAUCCAUUUUUUUUUUUUUUUUUUUUUUUUUUUUCAUUUGUUAGUUGAAUAUCUUUAUAUUUGGCAGCGGUAGACUCCUUAACUAGCAGAACGACAGUGGC